AUGGUCAGGCACUACGUCGCCAUUGUGGCAGCCAGCUGCCUCAUCAUGAUGACCACCUGCUCCUUCGUCUUCGCCUUCGGAGUCUACCAAUCCCUGUACGAGGAGAUGGCAGCGCAGCCCAACACCCCCUUCACGGGCGCUUCGACGGCGCUCAUCGAUCUCAUCGGCACUCUAGCCAUCGCGCUCAUGUCCAUGGCCGGACCCUACGCUACCGCCUGGUCGAAGCAAUACUCGCCGCAAGCCGUCAUCAUCGCCGGUGGCUGGGUUUUUGGGGUGGCCUACAUCCUGGCCAGCUUCAGCCGAGCCCUAUGGCAUUUCGCCCUAACGCAAGGUCUUCUUCUCGGGGUUGGAUGCUGUCUUGCCUACGUGCCCACCAUGUCCGUGGCCCCGACCUGGUUCAGCGCCCGCCGCGGCCUGGCCAUGGGAGUGAUCAUCUCCGGCACGGGGAUAGGCGGCAUGAUGUGGCCACCGGUCCUGCGGGCGAUGAUCUCGCACAUCGGUUUCCGCAAUGCCCUCCGUGUGUCUGGCUGUAUUGCCACGACCAUCGUAACGGGCGCUGGUGCCGUCCUACGCUGGGAACCACGGUUCCACGCCAACCUGAGAGCCCGGCAGCAGGAGCAACUCACAUCCAACCCCAGCAGCACCUCUUCCAGAACGCAGUGGAAGCAGCUCCUCACCGUCCCCCUCGUCGACCGCACCACCGCGUUUUCUGCACGUUUUCUCGCGCAAGCAUCCGGCUGCUUCCUGCAAUCCGCCGGCUACACGACCCCGCUCUUCUUCUACGUCGCCUUCGCCCAGACCCUGGGCUACAGCACCACCACGGCCGCCACCUUCCUGACGGUGAGCAACGCCUCGAACUUCGUCUCGCGGAUCGUGCUCGGCUACCUCGCCGAUAAAUUCGGCCGGAUCAACGCCCUCGCCGCGACCACGCUCGUCAGCGCCGUGGCGGUCUUCGCCUUCUGGCUACCUGCCACGUUUUCUCCAGAUGACGGGGUCUCUGAAGCAGCUGCGCGCGGCUGCUUCAUCGUGUUCACAGUGCUGUACGGGGCGUUUGCGAGCGCGUACAUCUCGCUGUUCCCGGCGUCGUUGGUGGAGGUGUUCGGGGUGGAGAAGUUCACGAGCGUGAACGGGGUGCUGUAUCUGAUCCGGGGGAUGGGGGCGCUGGUGGGCACGCCGUUGGUGGGGCUGUUGAUCCCCGAGCGCACGGCGCUGGUCGAGGCCGGGGCGUAUCGGCGGGCGGCAGGGACAGUGGGCGCGUUGCUGAUGGCGGCGGCUGCGGCGUGUUUUUGGGUAAGGUGGGAGAUGAGAGGUAGUGAUAGGGGGUGGAGGGUGUAG
Messenger RNA from Aspergillus brunneoviolaceus CBS 621.78, 1335 nucleotides. RefSeq names its product MFS general substrate transporter. Lineage: Eukaryota; Fungi; Ascomycota; Eurotiomycetes; Eurotiales; Aspergillaceae. Gene Ontology annotation, biological process: transmembrane transport. Gene Ontology annotation, molecular function: transmembrane transporter activity. The transcript is spliced from 2 exons. Gene Ontology annotation, cellular component: fungal-type vacuole membrane. The coding region runs from base 1 to 1335 and encodes 444 amino acids. The record is from RefSeq and is a predicted model, not a curated record.